AUGUACCAAGCUAUGGAAGCAGCGGGCAGUUCCAUGACUCUUUCCGAGGCUGCGAGAAUAUUUGGAGUACCUAAAAGUACUCUAUCGCUGAAGUCGAGGUGUUUUACACCUAUUGAUUGCAGAAAAGGUCCGUCAACUAUCCUGAGCAGUGAGGAAGAGAAUUAUUUAGUAAGGAGCAAGAAAAAGAACCCCUUUAAAAAUAAUCGACCAGGAAAGCAUUGGUACAAUGCUUUUAUGAAACGUCAUCCAUCAUUAACGAAAAGGAUUUCUCAAAAUUUAACUACUACCAGAGCAGCUGUCACCGAAACUGAUCUUCGCGGGUGGUUUUCUACAGUUCUCGAUUAUUUGGAGAAGAAAAACUUACUGUCCAUUGAUGCUAAGCAAGUAUUUAACCUUGAUGAAAGUGCCUUCAUGAUGGUACCUAAAGAUAAUACUGUAAUUACUAAGAAAGGAGCAAAAUCAGUAUAUCAAAUAGUCAGUGCCAGUGACAAAGCCUGCAUAACUACGUUGAUAACUGCUUCUGCUUCUGGUGAAAUGGCACCACCUAUGAUUUCGUUUGACAGUAAAAAAGCUCCAAAAAAAAAUAUUUUGGAUAAUAUUCCUAACGGGUGGGGAGUCGGUCAUACUGAAAGUGGCUGGAUGACAGCGGAGAGCUUUUACUAUUACAUAAAAAAUGUAUUCUUUAAGUGGUUGAAAGAAAACAACCAUCCAUUUCCUGUAGCUCUUUAUGUUGACGGCCAUUCCUUACACUGCACUCUUCCUCUGGUAGAAUUAUGUCAAAAAAAUCAGAUUGAAUUGAUAGCUUUGUAUCCUAAUGCAACCCAUAUAAUUCAGCCACUGGAUGUUGCAUUAUUUCGGCCUUUAAAAGCCUCUUAUGCAAAAGAAUACAGAAGGUAUGAAAUUGAGAAUGAUGUAGUCGACUUCAAAAAAUGGAUGUUUGCUUCAGUUUUAGAGAAAGCUCUCGAAGCUGUUGACUUUAGUAAAACUAUUCAAAGUGGAUUUCGUGCUACCGGCUUGUAUCCAUUUAAUCCGGAUGCUGUUAAUUAUGAUGUCCUCAACAAAAAUACCAAAAAUAAAAAUUGUUCCGAAGCGUGUACGUCAAAUAAUAGUGAAGAUAACAUAGAAAUUGAUUCAAAUGUUCAGCGUCAAGUGGAAUUUUUACAAAUAUUGGAAAACCAAAUAAUUCCGCGAAAAUGUAGUUUAGAUACACAAGAAAAUGAUAAUGUAGCUAUAGAUUCUGAGCAUACACUAGCAGUUGAAAAUACGAUUGACGGUGAAUUAUUGCAAAACAGUUCUCUUAAAUACGAUAUAUUAACAAAUCCUACGUUAAGUAUGGAAAUCGUACAAGAGUCUAAACAAAACAUUGUUUUUUUCCCGAAUGAAGCAUUAUCUGACUUGAUACAAUCAGACAGUUCCGAAGAAUCAAGUUCUGUGAAUGUAAUGGAGUUAAUUGUUGAUACUAAUUUAAGUAUACAUGAAAAUAAAUCUAAUUUGCGAUCAAAUUCUCCAUCUGUGUGUAUUAAUACACCUGAAAUCACCGUCGAAGCAAGUGCUAAUUCUAAGUUGAAGCAUAAAGAGAUAGAAAAUAUAUUUGAAGGUUGUGAAUCUGAUUUAUCAUGUCACUCUAAUAAUUUGGAUGAACCAAAGAAUUUGUGGACUGAUAAUAGUAGUAAAACUACUCUAGCAAGUAGAAUAAAAACAAGUACAAUAAAAAAAAGAAAAGAAAAAUGUCUGAUGAAAAUACUCCAAUUGCUUGCACUGUAG
Molecule: messenger RNA, 1764 nt
Organism: Microplitis mediator
Lineage: Eukaryota; Metazoa; Arthropoda; Insecta; Hymenoptera; Braconidae
Exons: 5
Coding region: 1-1764 (587 amino acids)
Cellular component (GO): nucleus
Molecular function (GO): DNA binding
Source: RefSeq, a predicted model, not a curated record